CAACACUGUGACACCAUGCAAGCAAUACUUAUAAAAAUGGGAACUACACUAGUUUGUAUUUUGUGGAAGAUGACGUCUACAGCACGUCUACAGCUCGGCUUUGAGGGUGAAAAAGCAUAGCCUUUAAGAUAUGCGUUUUAGCAGUCAUCGCCAUCGUCAUUGGUUUUUCGCCCGCACGUUGCGCACAUGGCAAUGUUCUCGCGAGUCGGCGCAUGUCAUUUAUUGUGACGUAUUUUGACGUUUAAUGUAGAUUCUAGAAAUGCCUGUGUCUCAGGAAGUUCACUUCGCUCACCACUUAGCAGCGAACGAAAAAGUUACUAGAGACCGGGCACUGCGAAAACUGACGAAAUGGAUACGCGCGAAGUCCGGACGCCAAGGCAUGGAAUUCACCGAAGAUUCACUGAUGAAGCUUUGGAAAGGGCUGUUCUUUUGCAUGUGGAUGUCCGACAAACCGUUUGUUCAGCAAGAACUGGCGAAUAGCAUAGCUGGCCUGGUACAUUGCUUCGCCCAACGGGACCAGUCUUUGAUGUUCCUGGAUGCGUUCUUCAAGACCAUGGCCCGUGAAUGGUUUGCGAUCGACAGGUUUCGCCUGGAAAAGUUCAUGAUGCUGGUCAGACGAUGCUUCCGUCAGGGUGUUGCCUUUGCCUAUGGGGAUGCAUGGAGCAAUGAAAACGUUACGACCUUCUGUGACAUGCUUCAGUCAACUGCCCUGUGCCCAAACAGCCAAGCUAUUCCGCUUGGCCUGAGGCUGCAUGUCGUUGAUGUAUUCCUUCAAGAACUUGCUAGAAUGCAUGGAGGAGAGUUGACUCCAGAGCAAGCAACAUUAUUCCUGCAACCUUUCUUCGACAUUUUGAUGCACUCAAAUGAUCGAACACUUCUGGAUGCAGUGCGGAAAAAUGUCUUCUUCAUGAUGCUCGACCUGGAUCGGGAAGCUGUCGAGCUGGGUGUAGAUCCCAGCUCUGUGAAAAUCAAGGGCAGCAAUGGCACAACAGAAGAUGACGACUCAGCAGAAGAGGAAGAGGAGGACAUGUACGAUGAGCACGGCAGAGUGCUUGAGAAAGGAGAGAGCUGCCAGGACCUUCCUGCAAUUCCUUUUGAUUACAGCACGAUUGCUGACAGGCUUUUCGACAUGCUCAAGGAUCCCAAGCUUAAACCUUUCAACCGUGGCCUGAUCACCAGAAUGGUGAAGAAGUUCCGUACAGUCCUUGAGGAAGGCCUGGUUAGGCCUCCAGUGGAGGAGACUAUUGAAGAACCCAUCACUGAGGACGACAUUGAGGCUGCUGCCAGCAAGCUUGAAGAAGAACUUGAGGAAGAGCUCAAAGAGGAUCAUGAAGAAGUGCUCAAGCUUAAAAAGGAGCGGGACAAGGGAAAACCCAAGUUUGGCUUUGACAGCUCCAGUGGCGCAUAUGAGUACAUUUUUAACCACAGUGGUGACUCUGAAGACGAUGAAGGGUCGGCAAAGAAAACAGGACGAAAGAAAAGGCGACUGAAAGAGAAGCAACCAAAAAGAAAAACCAUAGAAGUAGAAGUUGAGGAAGGUACCGACACAUGUGAUUCUGAUAAGGAACUGGUCAGCACAAAAACUGCAGGCAGAAAAAGGAAACGAAGUGCCAGGCUCUUUGGAAAAACACAGAAAGAGAUGAGCGCUGAAGGUGCCUCUAAUGGAGUCGAGAGCAGUCAGCCCCCCAAGAAGAAGCAACGAAAAAGGAAACCCAAGAAGCCCAAAACCAGUCCAGACGGAACAGUGCAGAAGAUGGCAAAGUUAAAUUCUUUUGAUAACGAUGCUGCUGGCAUUGCUCAGCGGCAGGAUUCUAAGCCUACCAUGAAUAGAAAAUCUCUGUCAAAAUUAAAUUCUUUUGAUAAUGAUGCCGCUGGCAUUGUGCAGCGGCAGGAUUCUAAGCCUACCAUGAAUAGAAAAUCUCUGUCAAAAUUAAAUUCUUUUGAUAAUGAUGUUGCUGGCAUUGCGCAGCGGCAAGAUUCUAAGCCUACUGUGAAUAGCAAAUCUUCUGUAGAUGAGCAGCAGAAAAAAAUAAAUGUAGUGCUGCGACGGCGGCAGGCAAGAAAGCAAAGAAAGGAGAAGCGCAGGCUUUCUGCGCUCACACCAAGCUUUAAAGUGACUCCACUUCCAGAAAAGGCGGGCAAAGCUGAACAGGUGGCCUCAAUGACCACACCCACGAGUUCCGCAACCCAAACUGGCGAAGUGGCGGCGUCGAUAGUGUCUGCGUCAUCGAAGCAUCAAGACAGUCACACAACUGAAACUUCACCUUCCACACCAUUCAGGAGCCCGAAAAACCACGCUCAAGGAGGCAGUGCAAAAUCGCCUCGUCAAACCCCUCAAGCAGACGGAGAAGUGACGAGGCAUCCGAAAUCGCCUUUGGCAGGUAAUGUGGGUGCGUCAACCGGACUUCACUCACCAGGAAAAAGACGUACCAGUAUAGCGAAAACACCCGUUUCGUCCCCGAAAAAGAACCUCAAUGUGGCCAAGCCGCAUAUGUUGCCUGUAAAAGCUAACGCUGCAACAGAAGCAUCACCACAGGGUCUGCGGCCUAUUGGCAAGUUCACGUCGGCCUCGUCAGCUUCACACAAUGGCAUAGAAGUGAAGGCAUCUGGUGAUGAUGCUUCAAUUGCAAAGUCUCCAAGUACACCAAAGACCAGCAACCAAGUGGCACCUUCACUUCGCAAGUGUCUUACUGAAUCAAAAGCUAAUAAAGCUAAGCUUACAAAAUUUUCAACACCACCAGCACAGCCGUCUUCAACUUCUCAGGAAGAAAAGAGAGUGAUCUUCGCGUUGUCAAAAAACAAAGCACAAGAUCCAAGGGAGUACUUUGAGACAUUGAAGAACAGCCCAGAGAUUCCAUUUGACGCAUCCAAGAAGCCAGCUCAAAGUGUUCUGAAGGCACGGCUAUCGCUGCCGUCCAGUACACCUGUUCAGUCUGCAAAAAAGCGCGGGAGGGCAUCCGAUUUCUUUCAGUCAAAUGUCAGUGGUUUGUUUUGUAAGAAGCGUUCCAACGCGUCAGAUUUCUUCUAGGAUGUGACAAGACACUCAGCCGGUCAAUUUGUUCCAUACAUCAUGCUUCAUUGCUGGCACAAAAUAAAUAUUCUGUAUAUUGACACAC
Molecule: messenger RNA, 3116 nt
Organism: Rhipicephalus microplus (southern cattle tick)
Lineage: Eukaryota; Metazoa; Arthropoda; Arachnida; Ixodida; Ixodidae
Gene: Nnp-1
Product: Ribosomal RNA processing protein 1 homolog Nnp-1
Biological process (GO): rRNA processing
Cellular component (GO): nucleus; preribosome, small subunit precursor
Source: RefSeq, a predicted model, not a curated record